Molecule: messenger RNA, 654 nt
Organism: Anoplophora glabripennis (Asian longhorned beetle)
Lineage: Eukaryota; Metazoa; Arthropoda; Insecta; Coleoptera; Cerambycidae
Product: cell death specification protein 2
Exons: 4
Coding region: 1-654 (217 amino acids)
Biological process (GO): regulation of transcription by RNA polymerase II
Cellular component (GO): nucleus
Molecular function (GO): RNA polymerase II cis-regulatory region sequence-specific DNA binding; DNA-binding transcription factor activity, RNA polymerase II-specific
Source: RefSeq, a predicted model, not a curated record
AUGGAUCCGCAAAAUUCGCACUACCAUUUUGGCGAAGGCGCGGGUUCUAGCCCCCUUUUACCCGUAUCCGCAUUUUCAGCUUACAGCCUGCUGAGAAACUGUAAUUAUUUAUUAACGUCCCAAACGCAAGAUGCGCAUUUGAAAUCUUUCAGGAGUCCAGUCCCAUCAGAUUUUCACCUCCGAUCGCCAGUGAUUGAAGAGGAAAAAGCCUUUUUAAAUUUUCCUCCUAAGGGCUUUAUAUCAACACCCGCUCCAUUUUUUGGUUACUCAUCGCAUCCGAUUCAUCUGUUACAAACUGAUCAAAUACGAUCUAGAAGCCCCAAUAACGUAUCUCCGUGCUCCUCCAUCUAUGGCACAAGUUCUAAUUUUAAAAGACAAAGAGGAGAAAAAAAACCAAUCCCAGACGAACAAAAGGACGAUAAGUAUUUUGAGAGGAGACGAAGAAAUAAUCAGGCUGCGAAAAAGUCUAGAGAUGCCAGGAAAAUGAGAGAAGACCAGAUUGCCUUAAAAGCCACAAUUCUAGAACAUGAAAACGCAAUUUUGAGGGCACAAGUGUUGACACUGCGAGAGGAAGCUUCAUCUCUACGACAAAUGCUUCUCCAGAAAAAAGCUUUAGAAUUAGCUACAAGAGAUCCACAAAUUUGUAUAAAUUAA